This is a messenger RNA of Rhizopus microsporus ATCC 52813, 511 nucleotides long. RefSeq names its product NDUFB9, NADH-ubiquinone oxidoreductase. NCBI's taxonomy places the organism in Eukaryota, Fungi, Mucoromycota, Mucoromycetes, Mucorales, Rhizopodaceae. Gene Ontology annotation, biological process: mitochondrial electron transport, NADH to ubiquinone. The record is from RefSeq and is a predicted model, not a curated record. The coding region runs from base 72 to 380 and encodes 102 amino acids. The transcript has 3 exons.
AAGAGAAGGGAUAUGAUUUGCCUUGGCGACAAUUUUUCACUCUAUUUUUUCUUUUGUUCCCUUCUUGCACUAUGAUAUCAGCAGCUCACCGUUCUCAUGUUCAAUCACUCUAUAAGCGUUCAUUGAAACUUUCACUCGACUGGUACAUUCAACGAGAUUUAUGGCGUCAAAAGGCUUUAGAAAUUAGAGCCCGAUUUGAACAAAAUAAGCAUGUCACCAAUCCCAAGGAGAUUCGAGCUCUUAUCGAAAAGACAGAACAGGAACUUCAAGAAUUCGCUCAUCCUGAUCCUUAUAGAUUACCCACUGGACCUGAAGGUACUAAAUGGGAACGUAAUCUUCCUCCCAUCAUGUUUGACAAAUCUGCUGCUCAUCACCAUUAAGUUGGAAUAUGUAUCAUUGACAUUAGCAAAAUAAAAAAUAUAAAAAGGCUAUUUUGUGUUGUAAAAAAGAUGAACGAUCACGUGAGUAAGAGCAGUCAAAGUUUAGAGUAGAAAAUAAAGAUAAUAGACGG